UUUGAUUUUUUUAGAGGUAGGCUUACAGUGACACCUGUUGCGGUCGCAGUAACACUCGCCUACAGUGUCAGAAGUACACAGUAUACACCCUGCCAAUCAAUUGUAACACUAAAAAUGGUGUGCGGACGAAAGUGCGCCAUGAUGUGCCUAUUCUUUAGUGUUUGGGGUUUUCUAAUGCUAAAUAUUUUGGGCGUACUGUUCUAUAUAAGAGCCCUGGACCUGAUCCGCGACCUCGGCUGGGAUCCAAAAUUUGAAUGGCACACGCUGGAGGAGUUCAGGGAGGAGGCCGACAAGGGCUUCAGAAAGAAUGCCAUCCGAUGCUUCGUCACUGGCAUCGUAUACUUGUUCUUCAUGAUCCUCUCGCUGUAUGCGAUCCGACGGGACAACAAGCGAAGGAAGCGGCUCUAUAAGAAAAAUUCCCAAAAGGAGAAGGAGUUCCAAAACUAAACUUUCUACAAUAUAUAUUUUUUUGUAUUUGUUAUAGACUGUGUAGAAAUAAAUAAAUUCAGCAAGUAUAAGUCG
Drosophila ananassae is the source of this 522-nucleotide messenger RNA. Its product is annotated as ribonuclease kappa. NCBI's taxonomy places the organism in Eukaryota, Metazoa, Arthropoda, Insecta, Diptera, Drosophilidae. The record is from RefSeq and is a predicted model, not a curated record. The transcript has a single exon. Gene Ontology annotation, molecular function: RNA endonuclease activity. The coding region runs from base 115 to 447 and encodes 110 amino acids.